Molecule: messenger RNA, 510 nt
Organism: Aspergillus viridinutans
Lineage: Eukaryota; Fungi; Ascomycota; Eurotiomycetes; Eurotiales; Aspergillaceae
Exons: 1
Coding region: 1-510 (169 amino acids)
Source: RefSeq, a predicted model, not a curated record
AUGAACAGCUCAUCACUUGUUCGAGCUUCACGGAAGGCUGACAUAUCACCGAAACAGAAGGCUGCACGCAUGGAGGAAUGGAGACAAUUCCCUUUGCGCGAACCGUCGGAUUUGGAGCGCUGGUUGGAGGUGAAGAGUGACCAAUUCAUGAUAAUGAGCGACACUGGCGAUGCGCAGCGGACAAUGCCACUUGGGGCGAUCGAGUCCGUUGACAGCGCAACACAGCGUCCGGAUCCUCGGCCUUCCAAUAUGUCUGGAAUGUUGAUCACUACAGAUUCACCAGACGGCGCUCGGAUAACAUGGUCGAGCCUGCAAACUAAUCCUCAGAUGAGCGUAGAUCAAGCCACUUCGCCCUUAGCUCCCGGUAGCUCCUCUUGGAUUGAGACAUCGAGACAUGGUCUCCCGGAAGAGAUCCAGGUGUCUUCAGGCGAAGUGGUGAUGUCUGGAGAGGAGAUUCAAAUGGGCAAGGCAGGAAAGCUAUCGAAAAAACACCCGGCCAUAUACUUUUAG